ACAUGGACCCCGGAGAGCCCGAGGUGGUGAGCACAGUGCCGCUCUACAACUUUGACGGGAAGAUCAUCUGCAACCUCGCGGCUGACACGUGGCCUCUUGACAUCAGCGACGAGACGUGGGUGCUGCUGCCGAAGCUGACCCCGCGAGUGGAGCUGCCAUCGCUGCCCUCUCUGCCGCACUUCCGAGUGUAUCCCGAGCGAAGUUCCUCCUCCGUGGACGUCAACAACUGGGAGCAGCUCGUGCACGUGCUCAGGACGCAUGGCAGGGUGGGCCUCAUCACAUCAGCGAGAGGCCAGUACCAGUUCGGCCUCCUCCCCAUCGCCACCCCAUCCACCACCACCUCUACCUCUCCUCCUCCACCCCCUCCCGCCUUCGCCCACGCCUCUGCACCGCUCCCCACCGGUUUCUCCUCUGCCCGGGCGUACUACGCGCCGCUGCCAGCUGGCAUUCCCCGCCGCGCCCCGCGCUUCCCUGCAGUGCUCCCGGGGCUGCUGGCACAGCAGCACAUGAGACCUGCUGCGCACACAGCACCUGCACACACUAGUUCUGAUCUGACUCAAAACGCCCCGCGCUUCCCUGCGGUGCUCCCGGGGCUGCUGCCGCAGCAGCAGAUGCGUCCUGCGCACACGGCGGCGCCUGGUCAGAUGGCACCUGGUCAGAUAACACCUGGUCAGCAGCACAGUCAGGUGCUCCAGAGACAGGCGCAUUCUCAAGUGGCACCUGGACAGGCACAAGCUCAGGUGGCCGACGGUCAGGCGCAUCUGGGACAGGUGCCACCUGCGCAGGCACACUCGCACGUGGCAUCAGACCUGGCCCCCACUCGAGCAGGCUCACCACAUUCAGCCGCGCAAGGACAGGGACAUGGGCAGGGGCAGGGGCAGAGAAAUGAGCAGGGGCAAGGAUAUCAGGGGCAGCAGCAGGGGCAGGGAUGGGCAGGGUCGCAGGUGCAACUAGGGCGGGUUCCACCUGGGUUUGAGCCAGAACCGCAGGUGUCUUCUGCGUCUGUGCAGCAGCCCCAGCAACAAGAAGCACUACCGCCAUCGCCACCACUGCCACCACACCAUCAGCAGCAGCAGCAGCAGCAGCAGCAGCAGCAGCAGCAGCACGCUCGUACUCCAACAGCAGCAGCAGCAGGGCAUGGCUCGCCUCGUGCUCCUGGUUCACCAAGGGGUUGGUCUUCCCACCCUCCUUCUCCUCCUCCUCCACACGCCCGUGCUUCCCCCCGAGCGCACAGCCUUCCGGGCCUCACUGCUGCAGGAUCUUUCUCCUCUCGCGCUGCUGCCUCCGCCCCUGCUGCCGCCAAUGCCCCUGUCGCUCCAGUAUCCACCUCAGCUCCUCCAUCGACCACGUCAGCGUCCCCAGUAUCCACGUCAGCACCUUCAUUGUCCGCGUCAGCAUCUGCAACCCCCACGCCAGAAUUCUCUUUCAAAGGUGCACUUCCUCCUCCUCCCACGCUUCCACCCCCUCCUCCGCUUCCACCUCCUCCUCCUCAUCCUCCUACAGCUCUUGCUCCUGCUCCUACUCCUCCUCCUCCUCCUCUUCCAUCUGACUCCCCAAUGCCCCCUCCGCCUGCGCGCCCCUCUCCCCCUCCGCCUUCCCUUCCCCUUCCCCCUCCCGCUCCCCCUCCCCCUGCGCGUGCGCCUGGGCCGGGCAUGCAUCCGCAGUACCUGGCGUCUCUGGCACACACGCACCAGCAGUGGGUGUUUGGGGGCCUGGCGGAGCUCAUAGAUAACUCCAUGGACGCCAAGGCAAAGAGGCUGGAUAUUUUCAUCAGCACGGCCAAGCUCCCCCCAAGAGCAGCCGCGGCAGCCGCAGCAGCAAAAGCAGUCCCCGCAGCAUCACCCUCCGCAGCAGCACCACUACCCUCCUCCUCCUCCUUCACUCGCCCCUCCUCCUCCUCCGCUCCACCCACUGAGCCGGUGCCAGUGCUGCACGUGUGUGACGAUGGCACGGGCAUGGACCACGGCGAGUUGGUGCAGAUGCUGUCGCUGGGCCAUGACAUUCCCGCAGAGGAGGACCCCCACCACAUCGGCCGUUUUGGAGUUGGCUUUAAGACGGGCACCAUGCGCAUAGGCAACGACGCUUUGGUUCUCGCCCAGUCAACGGACAGCCGCAGCAUUGCUCUGCUCUCCCGCUCGCUCAACCAGGGAAGGCAGGAGCUGGAGAUCCCCAUAGUCACGUAUCGGCGGGUGGUAUCUGGGGGAGGUGGAUCUGCAGGGGGAGGUGGAUCUGCAGCUUUGGGUGGUGGGACUGUGGAGUGGCAGCUGGAUUUGGGAGUGCAUUCAGAGGAGGAGGCGGAGAGGCGGAAACGAGCGAUUUUUUACUUCUCGCCUCUGGACGAGCGCAGGAUAAACCAGGAGUUUCGCCAGUUGGAGCAGGCAAGUGGCGGCAGCGACGCGCCCCCCACGGGCACGCGCAUCUAUGUGUUCAACCUCAAGCGCCUGUCGCGUCCAGAUGCAGCGUACGAGCUCGAGUGGGACGACGACGCCCAUGACAUUCUCAUCCGCACCAGGCGCCCCCGCUCCCGCCCCAACCAGCUCUGCCAAGACGUACCAAUAGACUACUCCCUACGCGCCUACCUGCGAGUCAUGUUUCUCCACAACCCCGCCACCAUCACAGUUCAAGGCCGCGCCGUGCAGGGCAGCGUCGACAUCACCCAAAACCUCUCCCAACCGUUCUCCACCACUGGGACAGUCAUGGGGCAGCCGGUGCAAGUGUGCAUGGGCAUGGACGAGGGCGAGAGGGCGUGUGGGCGGUGCGGGUUCUUCCUGUACUGGCACGGGCGGUUAAUUGAAGCGUACAAGCGGGUCGGAAGGAUGGAGUAUUCGGGAGAUGCUGGGCUGGGGGUGGUGGGCGUUGUCGACACUACUGCCCUCUUUGAUGCAGCAGGGGAGCUGGGAGUGCUGAACUGCAAGCAGCGAUUUGCAGAGGGGGAGGAGUAUCAGCGGCUUAAGGACUUUCUCUCCUCCACCUUCAACCAGUACUGGGAGGACAACUUCGACAAAGACCGCCCCACUACGAACAUACCAGAGGGAGCCGUGCUACAGGAUCACAGGGACUGGGUGCAGUGCGACAAGUGCCAGCAGUGGCACAUUCUGCCGCCCAAUGUCACCUCUGAAAUGCUGCCAGAGAACUG
Closterium sp. Yama58-4 is the source of this 3136-nucleotide messenger RNA. The record is from the annotation of a GenBank genome assembly. Lineage: Eukaryota; Viridiplantae; Streptophyta; Zygnematophyceae; Desmidiales; Closteriaceae.